Ceratitis capitata (Mediterranean fruit fly) is the source of this 964-nucleotide messenger RNA. RefSeq lists its product as uncharacterized. The record is from RefSeq and is a predicted model, not a curated record. NCBI's taxonomy places the organism in Eukaryota, Metazoa, Arthropoda, Insecta, Diptera, Tephritidae. The transcript is spliced from 3 exons. Bases 1 to 915 code for a protein of 304 amino acids.
AUGUGGGAGACAACUUCAAGCAGCCUGUGCAACAUAUGCAGUUUCAGCCUUAUCACCAUCGACAAUGACGAUCAUCUGCGGUGCGCUAACAGCUUGAAUUUGUGCUGCCUCCUCAUCGUCUUCAUAUGCGCUCGUCAUGUGCCACGCCAGCAGAGCCGUUAUGUCGAAGUUGAUGAUGACGAUGAUGAUGCUUACGAACCUGUUUAUAGCAGCUUAGCGGGUCGUCGUCCACAUCCCAAUACACAACGUGCCUUGUCACACAAACAAGCGCGUGUUUUCCCCGGUGCUUUGGCUAUCAAGAAAUUGGUGCUGUUGAAAUUCAAGAAGAUCGUGCCAAUCUCCUUGAUUCUGCUAAAAUCGAGCGACGAAAACGAAGCCGAACUAGUGCCAGUCUAUCCAACUUCCGAGAUACCCGCUGACGUACAAUUCAUACCAACACCAAAUGGCAUUUCCGGUCACCGCGAUGUACAAGCCAUUGCCAUACCCAGUGAAUUGCAUCAACAACUCGAGCUGAAUGGCCUAGCUAAUUUGGAAAGUAUUGAAAGUCUAUUGAAUCAAGCACAGGAAGGUGAAAGUGAGCAGGAGGCUGAAGAGAAGCCAGUUGCUGUAGUCAGUGAGCAACCCAGCCCAGAAGAUGAGCCAUUGAAUGUUGCUGAAGACGAUGUUGAUCAACUUUUGGAUAAUUUGUCUGUGGAUAAGACUAAGCUGGCGACAGCAAAUGUACAGGCCGUGCGUCGUUUGGCAGCCGAUGAGAUCUCACGUCCAGCUGUUGUGCGCACAUCUCAGUUGCAAGCCGGUGUUGAGGAGAUCCCACUCUAUCUCUACUCCGCUAAGGACACACCCCAAGUAGUGCGUGCGGUACGCAAGGGUGGACGUCAACGUGUUAAGCUAAGUGCACGUCGCUAUUACAACUGAACGGUGACGAGAUCUGAGCUGGCCUACAUCGGACGAUUAGACUGAAUAU